Messenger RNA from Camelina sativa (false flax), 793 nucleotides. RefSeq names its product serrate RNA effector molecule. The record is from RefSeq and is a predicted model, not a curated record. Gene Ontology annotation, biological process: primary miRNA processing; mRNA processing. Lineage: Eukaryota; Viridiplantae; Streptophyta; Magnoliopsida; Brassicales; Brassicaceae. Gene Ontology annotation, cellular component: nuclear body.
CCAAAGUUCGGGAAGAACUGUAUUUUCAGAACUAUAUGAAUGAUCCUAAUGCUCCAGGAGGACAACCAGCUACUCAGCAAUCUGGCCCGAGAGAUAGACCUAUGAAACGUAAACCAGGUAUGGAGAACAGACUUAGGGAUGACCGAGGUGGACGCAGAGAACGUGACGGACGUGCCAACGGAAAUGACAGAAAUGAUCGGUCAGAGGAUCAACAGAGAGGUGAUGGUGAUGGUCCUGAUGGUGGAAAUCCGGGGGAAGGUGGGUACGAUGCAUUUGGUGGACAAGCAGGUGUUCAUGUUCCUCCCUUCUUAUCGGAUAUAAACCCACCACCAAUGCUGAUGCCUGUUCCCGGUGCCGGACCACUGGGACCAUUUGUACCAGCACCACCUGAAGUUGCGAUGCAGAUGUUCAGGGACCCAAGUGGACCCAACCCUUCUUUUGAAGGUAGCGGCAGAGGUGGACCUGCUCCUUUUCUUUUGUCUCCGGCCUUCCGACAGGAUCCUAGACGGCUACGCAGCUACCAAGACCUAGAUGCUCCCGAGGAAGAGGUGACUGUUAUUGAUUACAGGAGCUUGUAGACAAGGAGCUAUAGCGAUGCCAAGUUUACCCAUUCGGGUCAGGUCGGUUUAAUGGAAUGAUGAAUAGAAGGCGAACUAGCUCUGAUUUGUGAUGUAUUUAUAUUUUUGUUCCUCCUAAUUUUCACACACGCACUCCAUAUAUUUCCCUUAUUGCUUUUCAUGUGCUUACUGAUUCUGUUGGACGAAUACGUAAAUGUGCAUGAGAAUUUCUUGUA